CAUUCCGCCUCCCAGGAUAAAACCUAGGGCGGCUUGCAGGGAACCCAAACAUUCCUGUCGGCAGCGGCCAUGGUGGUUCUCACAACGCUCCCCACCCUGGGGGGGAGCUGCCUCUGGAUCGUAACCUCCCUGCUGCUUCUGGCAGCUCCAGCCACCCUAGCUGCUGCCAGGACGGCUGGCCCCCCAGCCUGUGGGAAGCCCCAGCAGCUGAACCGGAUCGUGGGUGGUGAGGACAGCACUGAUGCCGAGUGGCCCUGGGUCGUGAGCAUCCGGAAGAACGGCACCCACCACUGCGCAGGCUCCCUGCUCACCAGCCACUGGGUGCUCACGGCCGCCCACUGCUUCAAGGGCAAUCUGAACAAGCCAGCCCAGUUCUCUGUGCUGCUGGGGGCCUGGCAGCUGGGGAACCCUGGCCCGAGGUCCCAGGAGGUGGGAAUUGCCUGGGUGCAGCCCCACCCCAAGUACUCCUGGAAGGAAGGCGCCCGUGCUGACAUCGCCUUGGUGCGCCUGGAGCACGCCAUCCAGUUCUCUGAACGCGUCCUGCCCAUCUGCCUGCCCGACUCCUCCGUCCAUCUCUCUCCAGACACCAACUGCUGGAUUGCUGGCUGGGGGAGUAUCCACGAUGGAGUGCCCCUGCGCCACCCUCAGACCCUCCAGAAGCUGAAGGUUCCCAUCAUCGACUCGUCAGUCUGCAGCCGCCUGUACUGGCGGGGCGCGGGGCAGGGUGCCAUCACCGAGGACAUGCUGUGUGCCGGCUACCUAGAGGGGGAGCGGGAUGCCUGUCUGGGUGACUCCGGAGGCCCCCUGAUGUGCCAGGUCACGGGCACCUGGCUGCUGGCGGGCGUCAUCAGCUGGGGCGAGGGCUGUGCGGAGCGCAACCGGCCCGGCGUCUACAUCAGCCUGGCCGCCCACCGCUCCUGGGUGCAGCGCAUCGUGCAAGGGGUGCAGCUCCGCGGGCACUCGCAGGCGAGCAGGCCCGCACGGCGCGGAGGCCGGGCUCUGAGGUUGCGGCGCCCCCGCAGGGCAGCCGCGGGCGGCGGGAAUUAGGGAUCUCGGGAGACCACCUGCGCUUUCCUUUGUUGUAAAUAAGCCGUCUACCUCUGGGGGGCGCCCGCGUGCCGGCGCCGGAUCGCCUCCGCGGGGAGGCCCCGCCCCGUCCCUAGGCUCAGGCCCCACCCCCGAGGCCCUGAGUGCCUGUGUAUAUACGUGUUAAUGGUUUUUACAGUUAUUUGUAACCCCGCCCACAUAUCUUAUUUAUUCCUCCAAUUUCAAUAAAUUAUUUAU
Hippopotamus amphibius kiboko is the source of this 1284-nucleotide messenger RNA. RefSeq names its product serine protease 22 (gene PRSS22). The record is from RefSeq and is a predicted model, not a curated record. Lineage: Eukaryota; Metazoa; Chordata; Mammalia; Artiodactyla; Hippopotamidae. Gene Ontology annotation, molecular function: serine-type endopeptidase activity. Gene Ontology annotation, biological process: proteolysis. The coding region runs from base 70 to 1047 and encodes 325 amino acids. The transcript is spliced from 6 exons.